This is a messenger RNA of Pundamilia nyererei, 2435 nucleotides long. RefSeq names its product butyrophilin-like protein 2. The transcript has 10 exons. Gene Ontology annotation, molecular function: signaling receptor binding. Gene Ontology annotation, biological process: regulation of cytokine production; T cell receptor signaling pathway. Bases 154 to 2355 code for a protein of 733 amino acids. The record is from RefSeq and is a predicted model, not a curated record. Lineage: Eukaryota; Metazoa; Chordata; Actinopteri; Cichliformes; Cichlidae. Gene Ontology annotation, cellular component: external side of plasma membrane.
CCAAGAUCAAAAGUCUGAGGUUGUGAGUGUCAGUCAGUGUGUCUGAUCACACUGAUCUGAAAGGCUUCUGGUGUCUGCAGAGAGAAUGAUAACUUCCGAAACAUUAAUUUGGUUCUUCAGUAAUUGAAGGGGAAAGUCUUUUGUCCUUUAGGGAUGUAUCGUCGUCUUUUCGUGGUUGCCGGUCUGCUGUCAUCCUAUAUGGGUGGAUCCCCUGCUCAGGAUCAGCCAGUGCACGUUCUUGCCUUUGCUGGUGGAGAUGUUAUUCUACCGUGCAGUUUCCAUAUCUCUGACAAGGAAGACUUUCCGACUGUUGAGUGGUCCAAGGAAGGCUUGAAGCCAGAUGUUGUCUUCUUGUACCGGGAUGGCUGUGAGGCCUACGAGAUGAAGAAUCCAGCCUUCGAAUACAGGACAAGCCUCAUCAUGAAAGAGCUCAAAGAUGGAAACAUCUCAUUACGGAUCUCCAAUGUGCAGGUGCCUGAUGCUGGAAAGUACCAGUGCCUCAUAUUCCAGAAAAAUGUCGCCAGGAAGGUUACAACAGUGGAGCUGUUUGUGGUGGCUGUUUCUGAGCCAAGGCUUUCAGUGAUUUCAGCAGAGGGUGAUGCCAUAACUUUGCAUUGUGAAGCAAACUGCUGGCUGCCAGAGCCUCAGGUAACAUUUCUGGAUGACAAUGGAAAAAACAUCUAUGGGGAAAACCCCAAAGGACAACAAGAUGCCCGUGGAUAUUUCACUGUGACACGAAGAGCCACUCUGCAAAGAGCUACCAGCAGUGUCACCUGCAGAGUUCAUCAACCAGAGUUUAACCAGACCAGGGAAACAAAGAUCCUCAUACCAGGUGUCUGCAUGAAGUCUGAUCCUCACACUAUCGCCAUCACCAUUGGAGGAACAGCACUGUUUUUCUUAGUUGCAGCUGGAGUCGUUGCCCUUUCAUGCAUAAAAUGCUUCAGAUUUGGUGAACAUGCUGCACAUGGUAAACAGAGGCAGGUUCUAGCAUUUGCUGGUGGAGAUGUUAUUCUACCAUGCAACUUCAGGAUCUCUGACAGCACUGACUUUCCGACUGUUGAGUGGUCCAAAGAAGGUCUGAACCCAGACGUGGUCUUCCUGUAUCGGGAUGGCUGUGAGACCUACGAGAUAAAGAAUCCAAUCUUUGAGUACAGGACAAGCUUGAUCAUGAAAGAACUGAAAGAUGGAAACAUCUCAUUAAGGAUCUCCAAUGUGAAAAUGUCUGAUGCAGGGAAGUACAAAUGCCUCAAGCUCUGGAAGAAAGCUCCUCGGGAGGUCACAGAAGUGGAGCUUGUUGUUGGUGCAGUCUCGGAGCCAAAGCUCUCAGUGGUUUCGGUUGAAAGAUGUGGGGUGACUGUGCAGUGUGAGGUGAACUUCUGGCCAACAGAGCCUCAGGUAACAUUUCUGGAUCACCAAGGAAACGACAUCCCUGCUCAAAGUUCAGAAAGAGAUCGAGAUGCCAGCGGACGUUUCAUCGUCAAACAAAGAGUUACUCUGCAGGAAGGAAACAGCAGCAUCACCUGCAGGGUUCACCAGCCAGAGAUGAACCAGACCAGAGAGACAAAGAUCCUCAUAUCAGCCACCUGCAGCUCCGACAUUUGCACCGCUGCCUUUGCUGCUGGAGGAUUGGCUUCUGUCUUAUUUUCAGCUAUAUUAGCUCUACUGAUAUAUAAGGAACACAAUAAAUCAACCCAAAAAAAGAAGCGUCUUCACAGGAAGUCAUCAGACCAAAGAAAGAAUAGCAGCACUGAAAAUAUGUUAAACAGUUUAACUGAGCAGCUAAAAGAAAGAUUGGCUGGACUCAAGUCAGAGCUUCAGGAGAAAGAAGAGAUCAUUCGCCAGCUAAAAAGAAAUGAUCAGCCGUCUCGAGCUGUUGCUACCCAGCAUGACCAACCAAUUUGGGGCCUUUUCACGUCCAAACCACACAUCCCCAAAAAACCUUUCAAUCAUUAUUCUGACCUUGACUCCAACGCUAGUUACUGUGCUGAUGACUAUCAUCCAAAAUUCACAGCUUCAACCAAAACUUACCCUCCAAAAUCUGGCAGCUUACACCACAAAGGUUCACAUUUAGGAGUCAAGAGGCAAAACAGCAAUCCAGCACCGGGCCAACCAAUCCAAAGAAAACAUCGCAACAGAAGUAGUCCUGCUAUUAUGUCUUUAGCGUUACCUAGCUUGUCUUUAACCAGCAAUGCAGAGAAAAUGCUGGACCACAUUAGCAGCUCAAAGAGUGAGGCUGAAGCCCUGCUAGAUCAAGAUGCAUUCUCGCCACUGCAUAGAAGUUAUUCAGCAGGUUCUCAUUUAGCUUGCAAUAAUAACCGCUUUUAUGCACUGGAAGAUUUAACUGAAGAGUCAUGAGCUGCCAAUUCACAAAAGGAGAACAAAAACUGGAAAACUUUCAGUUAGCAUCUACUAAUGACUGCAUCUUAGCCAGAUGU